AUCUUCAGUCGUGCCACUGAUUCACUUACACUCUCACCCUAGUCCAUCGUUCUUCAGUCUCGCCUCCAUCUUCGCUGCGUGGAUCUCUCAUCUCGGGGCUUUGGGGUCUCGCGUCUUACAUUGGCUGCUUCUUCUUCCAGUAAACGGUGGCUAGACCCCCUAAAUCAAACUCCUAAUUCAAGCGGGGUUCCCGUCCUGCUCCUCGAAUUCGACCAUCUGCUGCUUCGCAUCGCGCUGCCUCUUCUUCUUCUUCUUCUUCGAGUUCGUGUUCAACUUCUGAGGAAUUCAGGACCAUCAGUUUAGUUAAGGUGACAAUCAUGAGAUGAAAAUGCAAAGAAAGUGUAGGCUUUGGUGGCCAAAACAGCUCUUAUCAAGAAGAGAACCAUCUUCCAGUUUUUUGUUGGGGUGGUUUGUCACAUCCUCUCCAGCGUCUCUUGAUAUUAUAGUGGCCUUUACCUGCAACGAAGUGUUGUCAUCUCAAUCCAGUCCUUGCCUUGAGGAGAUCCUCCAUGAUGUACGUGGGAAGAUGCCCAUAAUUCUACAGGAUAAGUCAACAUUUUCUAUACUUGGCCAGUGUGUCCCUGACCAGAGUAAUAGUAGUUUGGUAGCGGGAAUAGAAGACAACAAAUGGAAGUUCUCCAAUUGUGGCUGUCUCAUGUUAGAUGGUUCAUUAGAGCAUAGUUGUCAAGCUUCCUUUGGAAAGACUAAUUGGAUUCUGCUGACAUUUGAUUCUCGGGAACAGAAUGAAACUGGAAUCCACGGGCUUCCAAAAUUGCAUCAAAUUCACUGGAAUGGAGUAGCUAUGUUACAAUAUGAUUUUCACGUGAUAAUUUAUGACACCCCCCGUUAUGGGGAUCAUCAUUUCUCUUUGUGUCCAUCAAAUUCACAUGAGCAAGCAAAGGCUUCCAUUAAGAAACCUAAGUGGGUGGGUGAUCUUCACAAAAAGGAGCAGCUCAUUGACUUGGACACAGUCAUCUUGGCAAUUAACUGUAGUGCUGCUGCUAAAAGAAUUUUUGAGAGACACGAGGUCUUGAGGAGAUCCUUCAGCUUGCUUUCCAUAUUUCUUGUGUUUUUUGCAUUUGUUGGGAAUCUGUCUGCUAAUUUUGUAGCAUCAUUAUCAACUCUGUUCUUCGUUGUCCUUCAAUUAUUCCAAGAACUUUUCAAUGAUAAGUCGGGAUCUUUGAUUCACAUGGCAUCUGCAAUAUUCAGGACUGCAUGGAUAAAUAUACGGAUUCGUUGUGGUCAGAUAUUAUAUUGGCCGAUAUUUCUUAAGGAGAAUGAUCUUAGGUCACGAUCAUGUGUUGAGUAUGCAGAGAAAGCUGCUAUGCACAGUCAUUCCAUGUGGUCAACUUUGGUUGUUGAUGUUCUCCUGGGAAACGUGAUUGGCUGGCCACUGCUAUAUCAUGCAGAACCCAUUUGUUUGUCAGUUUUGACAUUUGUCCAUGACAUUGCAAACCCUUUUUUGCGUUCAGGGUGUGUUUGGUUAAUGGGAAACCCUGCAGGUUUCAAGUUGAAUUCUGAGCUGGCUGGAGUAUUAGGCAUGGUUUCUCUGAAUGCAAUACAGAUAUGGUCAACACUCUGGAUUUUUGUGGGUUUUGUCUUAAAUUAUAUUGUUCAAGGACUUGCUAUUAUAGGGAUUCUUUGUGGGUUCACGCUACCUGCUGCCUUGAUUAUAGACAUGAUUGUGUUAGCAACUUCUCAUGUUUCAACUCUUUAUUGGUUGAUUUCACUUCUAUAUUCUUCACAAAUACAGGCAGUGACGGCCUUGUGGCGGCUUUUUAGGGGCCGGAAGCGGAACCCACUUCGUCAGAGGUUGGACAGCUUUGAUUACACUGUCAAACAACAUAUUAUUGGAUCCCUUCUAUUUACACCCCUCUUACUUCUGUUACCAACCACUUCUGUUUUCUAUAUAUUUUUUAGUAUAGUGGGGACAAUGAUCAACCUCGUCUGUAUAUCAAUUGAAGUCACCAUAUCAGUAAUUCAUGCUACACCUUAUAUCAAGUUUUUUCUUCGGUUGGUGCGUCCAGGAAGAUUCCCUUCUGGAAUAUGGUUUGAAAUUUUAGGUUGUCAAAGUACUGGUAAUAAUUCUCCAAAGGUUGAUUUUGCUGAUGAACUGACUUCUUCCAAGGAAGAAUUGCUGCUAAAGGAUUUUAGUGGGCAAAAAUCUAGCAUUCUGGUUUCAGUUCUCCGAAGUAACUACAUGAGCACAGGAAAAGUUAUCUGUCCUCACUACAAAAAUAUUUUUUCGGGGUCUUCUGCGUCAUCCAUUUCCUUAAUAGCACAUGGAAUCCUCAUUGGUCGAAGAGUACCAUACAGACGGGGAACUCUUCUUCCUUCACCAAUGCCUUGGAUGUCCCUGCCCUACAAAGAGUAUUGGCGCCUUUGUCAUGAUUCACUUAUUGCAUGCUUCAGAGUAUAAUGGUCUCAUCUCGACGUCUGGUUCCACUUAACCAAAACUUGUUUUCUUCAUAUUAAGAGUGAUAUUCCCUGCGGCUUCUCAUGAAGGAUUAUUGAGCAUUCUUUAAAUUGGUUCCUCCCUGAUUGGACCAGGGAGGCAUUUCAACGCUCAGGCGUGCAGCGGUGG
This is a messenger RNA of Neltuma alba, 2584 nucleotides long. RefSeq names its product N-acetylglucosaminyl-phosphatidylinositol biosynthetic protein gpi1. The transcript has 10 exons. The record is from RefSeq and is a predicted model, not a curated record. Bases 323 to 2419 code for a protein of 698 amino acids. Gene Ontology annotation, biological process: GPI anchor biosynthetic process. Gene Ontology annotation, cellular component: membrane. Lineage: Eukaryota; Viridiplantae; Streptophyta; Magnoliopsida; Fabales; Fabaceae.